Eublepharis macularius is the source of this 6197-nucleotide messenger RNA. It is a transcript of the gene MAP3K21, whose product is annotated as mitogen-activated protein kinase kinase kinase 21. Gene Ontology annotation, biological process: protein phosphorylation. The transcript is spliced from 10 exons. Bases 523 to 3585 code for a protein of 1020 amino acids. Gene Ontology annotation, molecular function: ATP binding; JUN kinase kinase kinase activity; protein binding. Lineage: Eukaryota; Metazoa; Chordata; Lepidosauria; Squamata; Eublepharidae. The record is from RefSeq and is a predicted model, not a curated record.
CCCUCCGCCCUCGCCGCUCGAGCACUGGACCCCUUUGCUAGCGCGGUGCAGGUUUUGUUCCUUUCUUCCCGGUUGCUCCUUCGCCAGACUUUACACCGACUCCGACGUUUUUCUUCUGCACUCCUGGUGCUCUCGCCCUACUUCUUCUCUAGCCUGGGAAGUUUCUUUCCCGGGCUCUGCACUCCUCUGUAUGCGUCAUUCCCAGCUGUUUCUGCCGCUUGGCUCCAAUACCUUAUCCUCAUUUCCUCCGUGGUCUCUCCCUAGCCUGAGCCCAACCCCCCUUCCUCUCAAGACCCAACCUGUCGUUCCCUUUUUUCCUCCCGUACUGUUCUUCCCUGGAACCCCUCCCUCUUUCCUGCGCUUCCAUGGCUCUGUUUCUUCCUUCCUCGGCACCCACAGUGUUUCUCUUUCUCUACCUCCAGCUGUAUGUCUGCCUAAAGCAAUGAGGAGAGCUUUUCCACAGGGGCUGUCCUAAUAGCGCCAAAUGCUGAAGGUGAUGUGGUUAGUGCCACCACUGUAACCAUGGCUUUGCCGUAUUGCGAAGGAGUGGCUGAAGAGACUUUGGAGGCCAUUGGCACCUCGUGCCCUCUCUGGACUGUGCUGUAUGACUAUGAAGCCACUGGAGAAGAUGAGCUGAGCUUGCGGCGGGGAGAAGUGGUCGAAGUUCUCUCUAAAGAUGCUGCUGUCUCUGGAGAUGAUGGCUGGUGGGCAGGCAAAAUACGCCACCGCCUUGGGAUCUUCCCAGCCAACUAUGUGACUUACCAGCCACGGCGUUAUCAGCAUCCCCAGCUGGGGUUCUUGGAGAAGUCUGGGCAUCAAGCCCAAAACCUAACAAUGGAUGAUGGACAUUCUGCAGGUGGUGAAGACCAGUUUGAUUCUCUAGCAGAGAUUGACUUCCAGUAUUUGGAACUACAAGAGAUCAUUGGAGUUGGGGGCUUUGGUAAAGUUUACAGAGCUAUGUGGAAGGGCCAGGAAGUGGCAGUGAAAGCAGCUCGGCAGGACCCAGAUGAGGACAUCAUGGCCACUGCAGAAAGCGUUCGACAAGAAGCAAAAUUGUUUUCCAUGUUGAAGCAUCCCAACAUCAUUGAGCUUCAUGGUGUAUGUUUGCAGGAGCCCAACCUUUGCCUGGUUAUGGAGUUUGCUAGGGGAGGACCCCUCAACAGAGCUUUGUCAGGGGUUUCCCCAACCACUAGCGGAAGCCAUUGGGGCCGGCGCAUACCCCCUCAUGUACUAGUCAAUUGGGCGGUACAGAUAGCUCGUGGGAUGCUUUACCUGCAUGAACAAGCCAUAGUUCCUAUCCUUCACAGAGACCUCAAGUCAAGCAACAUUCUGUUGCUUGAGAAGAUAGAGAAUGAUGAUAUUCAUAAUAAAACUCUGAAGAUUACAGACUUUGGCUUGGCUAGAGAGUGGCAUAGGACAACUAAAAUGAGUGCAGCUGGCACCUAUGCAUGGAUGGCUCCUGAAGUUAUCAAGUCUUCCAUGUUUUCUAAGGGAAGUGAUAUCUGGAGUUAUGGCGUAUUGCUGUGGGAACUGCUGACAGGAGAAGUUCCUUACCGUGGCAUUGAUGGUCUUGCUGUGGCUUAUGGUGUUGCUGUCAAUAAGCUUACUUUGCCCAUUCCAUCUACCUGCCCUGAACCAUUUGCUAAACUAAUGAAAGAAUGCUGGGCACAGGACCCUCAUAUCCGACCAUCAUUUGCCUUGAUUCUUGGGCAGCUUAUUGCCAUUGAGGGGGCUGUUAUAACUGAGAUGCCGCAGGAAUCUUUCCAUUCUAUGCAAGAUGACUGGAAGCUGGAAAUCCAACAGAUAUUCGAUGAACUUAGGACCAAAGAAAAAGAGCUGAGGUCACGAGAAGAAGAGUUAACCAGAGCUGCUCUUCACCAGAAGUCUCAAGAAGAAUUGCUGAAGCGGCGGGAGCAGCAGUUAGCAGAGCGCGAGAUUGAUGUAUUGGAGCGAGAACUGAAUAUUUUGAUAUUCCAGUUAAAUCAAGAGAAGCCCAAUGUGAAGAAAAGAAAGGGAAAGUUUAAAAAAAGCCGCUUAAAACUUAAAGAUGGACAUAGAAUCAGUCUGCCUUCAGAUUUCCAGCACAAGAUAACUGUGCAAGCUUCCCCAAAUUUGGAUAAGCGAAGAAGUUUAAAUAGUAACAGCUGUAGUCCACCAAGUAGCCCCCCAAUAAUUCCACGCCUUCGAGCUAUACAGUUAACCUCAGAUGAAAGCAACAGAACUUGGGGAAAAGGCACAGCUUGUCAUCAGGAAGAAUUUGAAGAACUAAAGAGAAGCUUUAAAAAGAAAGGCUGCACUUGGGGGCCAAGUUCAGUUCAAACAAAAGAGCGUGCAGAUUGUAAAGAAAGAAUAAGACCACUCUCAGAUGGCAGCAGUCCUUGGUCAACUCUUUUGAUGAAGAAUCAGAAAGGUGUUCCAUUAGCCUCUUUGUUCAUGGAGCAAGAGCAAAAGCUUUCCUCUGAAGGCCUGGAGGCUAUGCGGCCAAAACAAUUAAAAUUGCCAAAUCAGGCCUAUAUUGAUCUCCCUCUUUGGAAGGAUGAAAAAGGACUAAAUUCUGCAGAACAAGAGAGCUUUGAAGAAGGAAAUCUAGCAAGUUCUACAAAUAGCACUCCACAAAUGACCCCUACAAACAGUAUCAGUAGAACAUUGCAGAAAAAGAAAACUGACUCUGUGUUAUAUGGAUGUGCAGUCCUCCUUGCAUCUGUAGCUCUGGGCUUGGAUAUUAGAGAGCUGAACAGGUUGCAGGUUCCUCAGGAAGUGUUGCCUAAGGAAGAAAAGAAGAAGCGUGAUGGGCUAUUUCAACGAGCUACCAAGUUUCGUCGAAGUGCAAGCCCUGUAAGGUUGCAGUCCCGAAAAGAAGAGAUUCAUGUUCCUUCAGUAUGCCCAUCUGCAAGCACAGUGAAUCUUCUGUCUCUCUCUUCUGUUUCCACUAAGUGCCUUCUCCAGUCUGACAGUGAAGAUAUUGCUACAAGGACAGUGCCCAGCGGCAGAGAUGGUCCUGUUAAAUGUUUGGUGGCUGAAAGCCCUGUACAUAGAAAAGAACAAGUUGCUAAAGUUGUUCCUGCCAUUGAUUCUAACUUGCCAUGCCCCAAUUUUCCUUUGAAACAAGAAACCCAAUGUCCAGCAAAUGUCUCUUCCUCUAAAGUAAGAGUUUUGGGUCAUAGAAGGACUGUAUCAGAUGGAAAUCCAUGUCAUGCUGCAAGUAAUGGUGCCUCUGAGGUUCUGCUUGCUCCAGCACUCCUACAAAGUAACUUUUCCAGCGAUGUAUCUCCUGAAAAGCAAGGAACUGUCAAUAUUAUACCAAGACCUCGACCUUCUUCUUUAAGAAGCAGGCUAGAUCCUUGGCAGGCUAUUUCACAAAGUGUGAAGUCAAGCCCUUUUGAGAUGGAUUGUUUAGAGGGUGAUAGAGGUUCCAUGGUUAACUCUUUAACAAAUACUGAGGAGAGAACUAAAUGCCACAUGCCUUCAUUACUUGAUAUUGAUGUUGAAGGUCAGAACAGUGAUUGUACAGUGCCUUUGUGCAGAAUGAAGAGUAAGUCAUGUCGACCAUCAAUAUAUGAACUGGAGAAAGAAUUUUUGUCUUAAGUGCCUUGGAUUUUUAAAAUGCGGUUUUAAACAAAGAAAAAUUUAAACUUCUUUUUGGUUCCCUAUGGCAACCUUAUGCUGCUUUUUCUUAAAUUUGAUAAUCAAUAUAACUGACGGUAUACAAAACCAACUAAAACACUGAAUGUAAAAAGAAUAUAGAGAGGAUGGGAUAAUAGUUGCUUUGCAACCCUCUCUGUGGUAAUUGACAGUAUUCUGAAUGAAUAUAUACAUGUCAGACUCUAUGUUUGUCACUGUUUGAAUUUAUCUUUCUCUUCCGUGUCAAAUACUUUUUGUAUUCCAGUGUUGGUCAGCUAUAUCUUAAAACUCCAUUGCAGUCUAAAUUGGUAUCUUCCUUGCAGAUGAGUUGCAGAAAAAGCACUGCUAAGAAGUGUGGCUUUAGGGUUUCUUAAAAGACACUGAAAGUGUGUGAUCUCAUCUUUACAACAGAACUAACACUGAUUACGUUUGGAAACCUCAGUCUCUGAUUUUCCGCUCAUGGUUUUAUUCCAACUGUGUGGUUUUAAGGCAUAGUAAGAAUAGAUACUUUGAUUUCAACAAAGGCAGAAAGUUACCAAGUAAUUUCUUAUAAUUCUUCAUAAGGUUACUUAGAAAUGUGCACAUUUGAGAUCACAUUUUUGAAAAUGAAGCUUACUUUGAUCAGGUAAUUGUCAGGCAUUAAUUUUGUUUAAAAGUAUUUUAAGAUCUUUAAUAAGAGAACAUACAUGGAUAAAGAUACACCAGAGAUUUGCACUGAUGGGCAUACACUCUGGAUCACUUUUAUUAGUGUUCAUUUGAUCACAAUUCCUAAAACCAGCACGUGACUGUAUAUUUUUUUAGUAAGAUGGUAGGGAGAAAAUUGAAACAAAGGGCAUUUUUUUCAAAUUAUUCACUGAGCUUAAUGUCUAGCACAUUUGUAAAUGCUGUUAGAGAACCUUAGUUAUUUAAAAAGAUACAAUGAUUGUUUUUGUUUCAAUGCACCAGUCAUCAUUAUUUGAAUUUCCUUGUCAGUAUAUAGUCUUAAAAGCUAAAGCCUUAUAAACAUGGCUUAUUACUCAGUGUCAAUGAGUGCACAGCUAUUUAAUUGUAAAAAUUACAUUUUGACAAAGGUGCAUUUGAAAUUGAUUGAGCAGUGCCUGUGUUGGCCAGUUAUAAUAUUACAGUAUUCAUUUUCGAUGAAUCCUUGAAGGCAUGUUAAGAUACCAUUAUUAAAAUGUAAAGCUAGUGGGUUUUCUGAAGUUGUGGCUCUUCUGAAUUGAACAUUUUUCAACAAUUGCCAUUUUGAUAGAUUUCCAUAUGCUCUAGAAAUGAAAUUGUCCAUGAAUGAAUCUUUAAUUUUCUACCUGUAUCUGUCUUCCUUUUAAAGGAUAUUAUUUUGAAAUGUGUUGGGCCAGGAUCCAAACAACCCAGUACAAAGUAGAAAGCUUUGGGAAGGGUGAGGGUAUGCCAGUUUUGGUUUCUAAUGAUAGUUGUUUGCACUGCAUUGAAUCGAGAGGAUUCCCCGAACCCUUAGGAUUAGCUUGUCAGAGAGCAUGAAGGCUUGUAGUAGGAAGAUGACCAUAGAACUUCUCUGUUGCAUGGUAAAUGGAUAUAACCCUCUGGAUUCCACCCUCUGUUUAUGUUAUUAAUAAAAAGUUAGGUUAUGCAUUGUUAAAUAUCUAUCGUGAACUCUUGCAUAUGAGUAAGGUAAAGGCAAAAGUAGUCCCCUGUGCAAGCACCGAGUCAUUACUGACCCAUGGGGGGAUGCCACAUCAUGACUUUUUCUUGGCAGACUUUUUACAGGGUGGUUUGCCAUUGCCUUCCCUAGUCAUCUACACUUUACCUCCAGGAAGCUGGGUACUGAUUUUACCGACCUCAGAAGGAUGGAAGGCUGAGUCAACCUUGUGCAUAUGAGUACCAUAUACUGAAAACAAUAGAUUGCAUUCUAUGUUUGGUUAAGAUUCAUGACAAAAGUCUUGUUAAUUCUAAUGGACUUCAGUAGCACAAUGUUCUCCUGAAGGGCAGCCUUCUCUGUUUGUAAUUUGUACAUGAGGUGAAUAACCUCUCUGCAAAAGCAGUUAAGAAUGGCAGGACUGUAAUCUGGAGAGUCGGGUUUGAUUCCCCACACUUCCACGUGAAGCUAGCUUGGGUGACUUUGGGUCAGUCACAGUUCUCUCAGAACUCUCUCAGCCCCAUACACCUCACAGGGUGAUUGUCAUGCGAAUAAUAAUAACAGACAUUGUAAACCAUUCUGAGUGUUGCAUUAAGUUGUCCUGAAGGGCAGAAUAUAAGUUGAAUGCUAUUAUUAUAAAAGAAGAUGAGAAAUUAUGAACAUUACUUUGAUUUUAAAGUAGUAUGCCUACACAUUUUUUUAAAAGCCACACUGAUGUCUAGUUGUAACUUGUGUGGUCUUUGUACAAUAGUUGGAUUAAGUUAUUUUUUUAAUUCAUGUCUUCUCCUCAACACUUUGUAUAAGCUUUUUAAAAGUUUCCUUUUUAUGUAAAGUGUUUUACAAUACUUUAAAAUGUCGUCCCUUUAAAUCAUUUGCAAUCUGAUUGAUGUUUAGAGCCUUAUCAUUUGAAAACUUGAAUGGUUGGUUUGUUACAUGAAAGGUAGGCACACUGGUGCAUAGGAAA